GUGCUUGCCCCUGCAGGGAGUGCUCAAUGCCCCCUCCCUAUGCCACCCCCCAUGCUGUCCCUGUCCCGCUGGCUGAGAUCUGUGGGGGUCUUCUUGCUGCCAGCCCCGUGCUGGGUGCCCCAGGACAGGUUGCUGGGUCCCCUACGGCGACCCACCCUGGGGCACGGGUGCCCAGUCCUGGGGGCCUGGCACAGUGCCCGCUGCUGGCGGCAAGCGUGGACAGAGGAGCCUCGAGCAUUUUACUCCUCCCUCAGAAUGAAUGGAGACCAGAAAUUGGACGCGUACGCCCAAGAAAGGCAGGAUUUCAUCCAGCACUUCUCCCAGAUUGUCAAGGUGCUGACUGAGGAGGACAUUGGGCACCCAGAGACAGGAGAUGCCAUUACCCGACUCAAGGAGGUCCUGGAGUACAAUGCCAUCGGAGGCAAGUACAAUCGGGGUUUGACGGUGGUGGUAACGUUCCGGGAGCUUGUGGAGCCCGGGAAACAAGAUCCUGACAGUCUCCAGCGGGCCCUGACUGUGGGCUGGUGUGUGGAACUGCUCCAAGCCUUCUUCCUGGUGUCAGAUGACAUUAUGGACUCAUCCCUCACCCGCCGGGGGCAGACUUGCUGGUAUCUGAAGCCAGGCAUAGGUUUGGAUGCCAUCAAUGAUGCUUUCCUUCUGGAAUCAUCCAUCUACCGCCUGUUGAAGCUGUACUGUCGGGAGCAGCCCUAUUACCUGGACCUGAUCGAGCUCUUCCUGCAGAGUUCUUAUCAAACUGAGAUCGGACAGACCUUGGACCUCAUCACAGCCCCCCAGGGCAACGUGGAUCUUGGCAGAUUCACAGAAAAGAGGUAUAAGUCUAUUGUCAAGUACAAGACAGCUUUCUACUCCUUUUACCUUCCUGUAGCUGCAGCCAUGUAUAUGGCGGGCAUUGAUGGGGAGAAGGAGCAUGCCAAUGCCAAGAAGAUCCUGCUGGAGAUGGGAGAGUUCUUUCAGAUUCAGGAUGAUUACCUUGAUCUCUUUGGGGACCCCAGCAUGACGGGUAAGGUCGGCACAGACAUCCAGGACAACAAGUGCAGCUGGCUGGUGGUUCAGUGUCUGCAGCGGGCCUCUCCAGAACAGCGCCAAAUCCUGCAGGAGAACUAUGGGCAGAAGGAGGCUGAGAAGGUGGCCCGAGUGAAGGCGCUCUACGAGGAGAUGAAUCUGUCGGCUGUGUACAUGCAAUACGAGGAAGACAGUUACAGCAACAUUAUGGGUCUCAUCGAGCAGUAUGCUGCGCCCCUGCCCCCAGCCAUCUUCCUGGGGUUAGCACAAAAGAUCUACAAGCGGAAAAAGUGACCUAGAGUCUGUGAAGGUGGGGAAGGGAGGCUUCUCAAUAAAUUAUUGUC
This is a messenger RNA of Budorcas taxicolor (takin), 1367 nucleotides long. It is a transcript of the gene FDPS, whose product is annotated as farnesyl diphosphate synthase. The coding region runs from base 40 to 1317 and encodes 425 amino acids. Gene Ontology annotation, cellular component: cytoplasm. The record is from RefSeq and is a predicted model, not a curated record. Lineage: Eukaryota; Metazoa; Chordata; Mammalia; Artiodactyla; Bovidae. The transcript is spliced from 10 exons. Gene Ontology annotation, biological process: trans, trans-farnesyl diphosphate biosynthetic process. Gene Ontology annotation, molecular function: (2E,6E)-farnesyl diphosphate synthase activity; dimethylallyltranstransferase activity.